UAGGUAUGAUGACACUACUGGCCUCGUAGCUCUCUAUAUCUAUGUCAAUAUAAUAGUAUAAACAUACAAAUCGGUGCCAACAGAAUUGUUCAAUCUGUAGUUCUGAUCAUGUCUGAGCGCACUAUGGCGAGUGGUGGUGAGGAGCCAACGAAGCUGAAACUCUAUUCUUAUUGGCGGAGCUCUUGCUCUUGCCGUGUUCGUAUCGCUCUCAACUUGAAAGGUCUCAAAUACGAGUACAAACCAGUUAAUUUGCUGAAAGGAGAGCAGUUUAGUCCUGAAUUUACAAAGCUCAAUCCUAUUGGUUAUGUACCGGUGCUGGUAGAUGAAGACUUGGUAGUUGCUGACUCUUUUGCGAUCUUAAUGUAUCUAGAAGAAAAGUAUCCUCAACAUCCACUGUUGCCCCGUGAUCUUCAGAAAAGAGCAAUUAAUUACCAGGCUGCUAAUAUUGUUUCCUCAAGCAUACAGCCUCUUCAGAAUCUAGAUGUACUGAAGUAUAUAGAGGAAAACGUUAAUGCUGAUGCGAGGGUUGCUUGGGUUAAGUAUCAUAUUGAGAAAGGGUUUGCAGCUCUUGAGAAACUGUUAAAAGACUAUGCUGGGAAAUAUGCCACUGGCGAUGAAGUAUUCUUGGCAGAUUUGUUUCUAGCGCCUCAGAUUCAUGGAGCAAUCAAAAGGUUCAACAUUGACAUGACUCAGUUCCCUAUUCUAUCUAGGGUUUUUGAGGCGUACAAUGAGCUUCCUGCCUUCCAAGACGCUAUGCCAGAAAAGCAGCCAGAUGCACCCAGCGGUUGAGGCAUUGGGUUGAGAUAUCCGUUUCAAAAUUGCAUCAUGGAAUCUUGUUUGAUUGAUCAUGGGGGUAAAAGCCUGCAAUAGUAGAUCUUGUGCAAAGACAAUGAGGAUGGAUAGUAUGUCAUCGAACUUCAUGUUUAAAUUAGAAUAAAUGAUCAAAUAAAGAUGGAACUGGUGCGAUGAUAUUCUCCGGACAUCUUUCCAAAAUUUCCAUAAUAAAGCUUUCUCAUCUUUGUAAA
This is a messenger RNA of Cornus florida, 1025 nucleotides long. Its product is annotated as glutathione S-transferase zeta class-like. The transcript is spliced from 11 exons. Lineage: Eukaryota; Viridiplantae; Streptophyta; Magnoliopsida; Cornales; Cornaceae. Gene Ontology annotation, cellular component: cytoplasm. Bases 109 to 789 code for a protein of 226 amino acids. The record is from RefSeq and is a predicted model, not a curated record. Gene Ontology annotation, biological process: L-phenylalanine catabolic process; glutathione metabolic process. Gene Ontology annotation, molecular function: maleylacetoacetate isomerase activity; glutathione transferase activity.